Molecule: messenger RNA, 2727 nt
Organism: Schizosaccharomyces osmophilus
Lineage: Eukaryota; Fungi; Ascomycota; Schizosaccharomycetes; Schizosaccharomycetales; Schizosaccharomycetaceae
Gene: chs2
Product: chitin synthase-like protein Chs2
Exons: 2
Coding region: 1-2727 (908 amino acids)
Cellular component (GO): cell periphery; cell septum
Molecular function (GO): chitin synthase activity
Source: RefSeq, a predicted model, not a curated record
AUGAGGAAGCCUUUACCUAACUACAAUGACACUGAUUCCAUAUAUGCACCGCGUGAAAGACAGUCCCUCAUAAACAAUCACAAGCUUGAAGAAUUGAACACACAUCAACCUGCCAGUGAAGAGGGUUUGAGUACAGGGGGUUACAGCUGGGAAAAUGAAGAUGUGUCGUCUGAACAGCUUGAGGUUCCUGAAGAAGAUACUUUUUCCAUUACAAGUUCUGUUUAUGAUUUGGACUCUACUGUGUUAAACGCUUCAACUACACCUCCUGUUCCUCCAGUACAUCGCAUUGGGGUUGAUCAGGACCGCCCGUCUAAUUUAUAUUCCCGUCCUAAUGAAACAUUUAUUGAUCGUAGCGAUUCAGAAACCUUAAGUGCUGGAUCGUAUGCGGAUAAAAAGGAAAAUUUCAUAGAUGAGCAUGAAUACGACUAUGCUAUGUCAGAAGAUAACUUCAGUGGACUUGAUUCAACGUCUAAUAUAAAUAACUCGUUUUAUCACGAAACGCAAGAAGUCCCCAUAAUGCACGAUAGCUUAGUUGUCGAAUGUCCCUGUCCUACUGACCUGAAACAUAUGCUUGGUUCUAUAGUUCAUACAAAUUCUGAAGAAUCAAGUUCUGUUCGGUAUACUGCGGUGACUUGUAAUCCCGAGGAUAUGUUGGCAAAUGAGCUAAAAGUGAGAACAAAUCUGUUUGACCGAGACAUCCAGGCUGCAAUUUGUAUGACUGUAGGACAGGAAGAUCUUGCAUCUUUUGCAUUAACACUAUCCAGUGUUAUGGAAAAUGUGAAGCAUUUAACUAAGCGCAACAAAUCAAGAGUUUGGGGUAAUGAAAGCUGGAAAAAAGUUUUGACGUGUAUUGUGCUUGAUGGCCGGAAUGCGGUCCACAGAAGCAUUUUGGAUUUAUUAUCCUCUAUUGGCGCAUACCAGCCGUGUAUUUCCAAAGGUAGAAUUAAUGGCAAGAAGGUUCUAGCUCAUAUGUAUGAAUUUACCAGUACUAUUUCUAUGGACGAAAAACUGAAUAUUACUACCAGAAAUAAUGGGAAUACACCUAUGCAAUUGCUUGUCUGCUUGAAGGAAUUUGAGAGUGGGACUCACGACUCUCAAAGGUGGUUUUUACAAGGUAUCUCUUCACUUGUUCGACCAAAUAUUUGCUUAUUCGCAAAAGUUGGCUCAAAACUAGAAACAACGUCUGUAUACCAUGCUUGGAAGAGUUUCGAUGUUAAUUCUAAGCUUGGAGGAAUAUGCGGCAAAACAAUAAUUAAAACCGGGAAAUGGGGACAGAAGCUUCUUUCUCCUGUGAUCGCUUCUCAACAUUUUGAUCAAAUGAUCUAUAAUGAUCUUAGGCUGCCAUACGAUAGUUGUUUGGGCUACAUUUCCAAUACGUCUAAUGCUUUCUAUGGUUUCCGCUAUAUUGCUUUGCUAGAUGAUUUUCCUGAUCCCGGUCCAUUGACCCAAUACUUCUCCCGAAAGAACACAGAAGGAAAAAAGCAAGGAAUCUUAGAAGCUAAUGCACACGUUGCCCAAGAACAACUGUUGUUUUGGAAAGUUGUCACUAAAAAGCAAUCGAGAUGGUACCUGAAUUACGUUCCUGAAGCCCAAGCCGAAGUGAAAGCCCCUGGGUCUAUGGCGAAAGUUUUGGAAGCUAAGAGAAGUGAUAUUAAUAGUGGCUUCAGCCUUGCUAUUUAUGUUCUUUCGGACUUUUUUUCUCUGUGGAAGACAAGACAUAGUUUUCUUCGGUUCCUUAUGAUGGCUAUGCAGGUUUUCAUUUUUGGUUUAGAGAGGUUAUUUGGAUUUUUCAAUUUGGCAAACUUCUUUUUAUCUUUUCACUUCAUAUGCAAUAGUACUUCAUUCAAGUACUUUAACCCCUAUGGACAAUGGGGUAAGACCUUGUUUCUAAUUUUUGAGUAUAUAUUUCUGUGUACUAUAUUCUCACAAUUUGUUUUGGCAAUGGGAAACCGUUCCAGAGGCUCUAAAAAGCUCUCCCUACUUAGCCUGCUGAUAUUUAUCUCAGUCAUGAUUUAUUACUUAUUUUGCAUAUUUUACGUUUCUCUAAUUCCCAUCUUCAUACAUUCAUCUCAUGGAUAUAAUAUUAUCGGCGACAAUUAUUUUACAAACGUGAUGUUGCCUUGCUUAAUUGUUCUAGCAUGUUACAUUUUCGUUUCAAUCAUUUCGAUAGACCCACUCUUUCUCGUUACAUGUUUAUGGCAAUAUGUUCUAUUGUUGCCGACUCGCAUCUACAUGGAGCAAGUCUAUGCAUUAUGCCAUCUGCAUGAUGCUUCGAUUCUUAAUGACACAGAUGUCAAGACGAGCAAUGAUUUAACUGAAACAUAUCGGAACGAAAAGAAAAAUAAGUUUGCUAUGAUUGCCAUACCAAAAACUGAUAUGUUAAAUUCUAUCUAUAACUCAACCUUACGAAGCUUAAGUGACGACGACGAUCGUAAGAGUGGUGCGUCUCUAAACAGAAUGAAUGCUAAUUCCAUUUUAUGUACCACUCAAGACUAUUAUCAGGAUAUGCGAACACGCUAUGUCCUCGUUUGGGCUUUGAGCAAUCUUAUCCUCGCAAUUAUCUUGCUUCAAGUCUUCCAAGGUGAAGAUUCCAUAAAUAAUGGCUACUUAAAAUUUGUAUUUUGGGCUUUUAUGAUUUUUGUUUGUCUUAAAACAAUUGGUUCUUCAUGCUUCUUUGCAAUUGUAAACAUUGCUUCAAUUGGAUCAUAUAUUCAACGGAAGAUUUGA